AUGAUAAAGCUAGCCUCAAGGACUGUGUUGUCUACACAACUAAUGACACAACAACAUACUUUGAAGACUGUUGCCCUACCCUCAAGUCUACUACUACAACAACAUGUCCGCAACUACUCCGAUGGCACACUACCAGUCAAACCUGUCAUCCCCAACCUCUCACAAUCAAUCUACGACAAACCUCUGCGUCGUGUACUGUUCAAUGUGCCCGGUAGUGAUAAGCGCAAGGUUGCCAAGGCAGUCGGCCUCUCAAACAAGAUCGACUCGAUCGUGCUGGACAUUGAGGACGGCGUCGCAAUCAAUCAGAAGCAAGAGGCACGCGAUGAGAUCGCACGCUCAGUCGUCAACGACAAGUACAUUACGUCUGAGGUGCUGGUGCGCGUCAAUGGCGUGGACAGCGGGCUGCUCGAAGCCGAUCUCGAGAUGCUGGCCAAGGUCGCGUCAUACAUCGACGGCAUUGUCGUACCCAAGGUUGACGACGCCGCGCACCUGCAGUACGUAACUGCAUUGCUGCGCCACUACAAGUUCAAGAAGCAACUCAAGAUACUGGCGUCGGUCGAGUCGGCGCGCAGCCUCGUGCACCUCAAGGAGAUAUGCAACUAUCACCGCCUGGCCAACGAGGAGAGCCAGCUGGACGCGCUGAUCUUUGCCUCGGAGGACUACUGCGCCGAUACGGGCAUCACACGCACGCCCGAGGCCCAGGAGCUGCUGUACGCGCGCAGUCACGUGGUAAACCACGCGAUCGCCAGCGGCCUGCAAGCCAUCGAUAUGGUGUGCAUCAACUACAAGGACCCAGACUAUCUGCGCCGCGAGGCCAGCGAGGGCAUCCGCAUGGGCUUCCACGGCAAGCAGGCAAUCCAUCCCAAUCAGAUAGACAUCAUUUGCGAGCUCUACAGGCCGUCGCCGCAGAAGUUUGACUUUGCCAGUCGCAUCAUCGAGCAGAAUGAGGUGUUCCAGGCACAGGGCAAGGGAGCAUUCGAGCUCGAUGGCAAGAUGAUAGACAUGCCCAUGGUCAAGUGGGCCAAGAACAUCGUCUCAAUCGAGUCCUUCUAUCCCAAGCGAGAGGACUCUAGCAAUGAUAAAUGGCUCGACAAGGAGCAG
This is a messenger RNA of Acytostelium subglobosum LB1, 1101 nucleotides long. RefSeq lists its product as hypothetical. The transcript has a single exon. Gene Ontology annotation, molecular function: catalytic activity; magnesium ion binding. The record is from RefSeq and is a predicted model, not a curated record. Gene Ontology annotation, biological process: oxaloacetate metabolic process. The annotation marks the transcript as partial. Lineage: Eukaryota; Evosea; Eumycetozoa; Acytosteliales; Acytosteliaceae.